UCACUUAUCGAGACGAGGGGGUGCUUAUCAAUUUCUUUUGUAAAGUUUGGGUGCCAACUGGAGCCCACAGUGUGCAAAAAAGUCGUCUCAGACGGCAGAGUUUGUUGCCCGGGAUUCGGUGCAGGCAGGCAGAAAGAUUUUCACAUUUUCAUUUUCACUCCUGCUGGAAAAGAAGUCGGUCGCUACUUUCUUGCUCCUAGUUUUUAUAUAAUUUCCACUUUUUGUCAAUUUCUGUCAAAUAAUUAAUUCGAAACUCGUAAAACUAAGCGAUCCUGGGGAUAAGACUGUUUUUUUUGUGAUAGUUUGAAAAAGAGGGGUGGAUAUUUUUUUAACCCGAACCUUGCUGCAUGGCACGAAGUAAUCAACCUCCUUCGCACAAUGGAAACGAUGAACGUCUAUCGUCGCCUCCUUGAGGCCUCAAGGAUUCGCUAUCUCGAAGAUGGAACACUUCUCAUCGACGAAACACCCGUACAGAGUCAGUUAAUACCGAGAGAGGGCCUGAACGAGGAGAACAUCCUCACCUACGUGUCCCUCGACCUCAUCUCCAUCAUUGCCAGGGUCAAUUCACCGAAAGGGUUUCAACUCGCGGUGGAAACUUUGCUCGAACGAUUGGCCACAUCGGAGGAGGAAAGACAUGACAUUGGCGAGAGGUUUACCCACUACAGCAAAAUGCUGUUUGAUACUUGGACGGGGCUGGCGUCAUGUGGGGAAUGGUCUGCAGAGGGAGUUAAACUAAUGGGACGUCUAAUUACGGAAUUUUGGCACAUUCUGCAUAAUUUGGAGCCCUUAGGUGGAGGAAACCGUGUGAUGCAGUGGCUCCUCAAUAUCCUUUUGGUCAAGGGAGGGAAGACUAAACAGAUUUGUCGCGUCCCCCCGAAACAUUUACUCCUUGUUCAUGAUACAUUCAAUGAGAUCGUGUCCCGUCUGCAUGGGGAAGAUUUGGGGGCGCUUGCGUCCCUCGUACUGAGCGUGGUGGAUACCCUGGGCAGCCAAAAUGCGCUUCUUUUUAAAUUGAUGUGUACCAUGUAUGCGCAUACGAUCUCAGUUUCACAGGAUUUGGAAACAGCAUGUUUUCCGGACUUUGUCGACGUCGUUAUUGGUUGGAUGUUAGACGACGCGUGUUCUGACGACAUGUCGAACUUCUGUUAUACAUUCCUACUAUGCUUGAAAGCACACUUCGUGGAGGACGUUGCCUUCACGAGAACGUUGAUCAAACAAGUGGCGGAGGACAUGGAGACUGAGGCCAUGCUCGGCGUGGAUGUUAACUUUAAACGCGUGAUGCUCCUCAUGAGAGCUUUCACCGCCAUCCUGGACUUGAAAGCGAUUGAGGACAAACCAUUUAUCAAUGAGUUGAGCGAGCAUGUGAUCGGAAUCGGGAUAAACAUCCUCAACAUGAUGGCUGGCCGUGUAGGGACGAUUAAGGUCUGUAACACCGUAGCACACAAAUUGCUACUCGCAACAAAUAAUGUGAUCGCAUUGUCGCCUGGUGUGGAUGGUUGGAACACAAGAAACUUUAUUAAGACUGAAAUUAAGUACAUGCGGAGGGACGAUCACUGGCAAAGAUGGUCCCAUCUCGCCGUGUCCACCAUGUGGGCUGGCAUUUGCGGGUGGUUGGAGGGCGCCAUUUCCACCACACAGCUGCCCGACGACACUUUGGAGAUUGCCAACAAUCUGGUCGAGUUUGUGGAUCAGAUGUCCGAGUCGGUGGGACGGGUGAAGUUGGUCGAGACCUUGCUCAAGACGAGGAACGUGCCCCUCUUGCAGAAAGUGUGGGCCUGGCACAUUGGGAAAUUGGAGCGAGAUGAAGAUGAUGAUGAAGAUGAUGAUCCCAUUUACUUCGUGCUUUCGGGGAUAUCAGAUCUUGCUGUGAAUAAGCGAGGCUCAAUUUUAACGUUAUACGCUUUGGAACCAUCAAUCUUCGACAUGUUAGUUUCCCUCGUGCGCCGAGAGACUCGUGACAUGGAGAAGGUUCGGACCGUCCUCAACCUGCUGGAAGCCCACUGCUUCGCCCACUCUCACUGGGUUGCCAGCCUCUCCAGCUCAGAAUACUCGACAGGGUCGCCGGGUGCCAAAUUCUUCAAGGCUUUGCUCAUAUUCUGGGAGGAGAUUCUCUUCUCUUCCUCCACUUUGUAUACAAUUCAAGAUAAGCGUCGCUUACUCCACUGGAUAAUCAAGUUCCUCAUCGGAUCGAAAACUUACGCUUCCACCGUGUUCACCACGGGACAACAAUUCUUCCAACGUCUGGUCAAUUUCUUAUGCAUCUCGAAUGGGGACCAUCACGGUAACAUUCUGGACGAGUUGUCUGGCAGGGAUGACGUUUCCUUCAGCGGGGAAGGAAGGACACUACCCCCACCCGCAAAUCCCCUCGUGGUCAGAGAAAAGCCGAGAAGAGACGCGACUUAUGGUGGUGGUGGCGAAGAACAGCCUGGUCCCAGCACUCGGGUGCAGCAGCCCACAUUGAACUUGGCGGUGGGACAGGAUUUCAAUACGUCGGGCCUGGUUCCCCCUCAUUUUUUUCAGAAGCAAGUGACCACCCCACCCGAUGAACUCGCUUCUCCCGUGGGAAGACCGACACACGAGCAGGGCUGGGCAGUCCCGGAAAAUUGGCCAUACUUGGAGGAGGCUAAGAUGAUUUUUGAUACUCUGAUGGAGCCAGGGUCGCCGUAUGUCAAAGUGGUCGAUCUUCAACUACUGCUAGUCUCGUUUUGUAAGCUGCACGUAAUGGAGGGUCGCCUCGCGUGGGACGUUCCGCCCGACAUGAAACCCCUGUUGGUCCAGGUCGCUGUACGUGGUGAUGCUCUCGUUGUGUCGAAUUGGGGCCCUCGCGACUUGACGAUGACUCCUUAUCGGAGAGAAAGUCGGCGACGGAGGUGCGAUGAGUGCAACAUCCUUCAAUGGAUGGACAGAACCACUAAUGCUAAGACAGAUGUGGAAGAGGAUUGUCAAAUCUUCUUCAUGCCGACCGACUUCUGUAGUUACUUAUACGGACUGACGACGUCGACGCUGAGGAAGAGAAGGACAAGCAGUGCGUCGCUGGACGAGGGCGACGACGAAAGGAGGGAGAAACUGAGUCUGACCAUUCCCGAGCCUCCAUGGCGCGGACGUGCGGCCGUUGAUUUCGUGAUACAGUCCAAGCUGAAGACGGUGCUGGGAUCGCCGAUUGACUUUUUCAGUCUCGUACAAACAGUGUUUAAGGAGGAAAAGGGGGUCGUGCCCGGGUGGAAGUUCGAUUUUCUAUUCCAACUCGAGCAAGGACUCGAGCUUUGGGGGAACGGGAGUUGUUUCAUGAAUGGCGCGGAGAUGCCGGACGCGAUCCGAGGCUAUUUCAUGGUGAACCGUGGCUCCUGUCUCGAGUGGUUGAAAAGAAUUAGAUGGGACGUGCUCAACUGCGCGGGGGUGUCGGACCAGUGGGAAGAUUCCUUUUUCCACGCUUCCAUGGGGGACGAACGGGCCAAGGGGGAAGUCGCCCUGUUCCAUUUGAAAGACGGUGCCGGUCUGUGUGGGAAAGAGAGCUGGCAGCGCGCAGCCUGGCUCUACAUGCAGGGUCGGUUUGAAGAAGCCAUGAAAAUCUGGGAGGACGAGGCCCACGUGGCGAAUGAAGAGCUCAAAGAAUUGAUUACGACAAGGGCCUCAAGAAUGUUGGAACUCGACUUUGUUCUUCAGCAAGAUCAGCCCCGUCUGCAAGCACCCUUUUUAGACUUUCUCGUGCCGUCAGAAACUGGAAGCAGGAGUUGCUCCAUAACCUUGUUGGACGAGGAGAUAAUCCAUCUCCAAAAGAUGUUCAGGACAAAGGACGAAGGGUUGAGAAAGCUCUACAACGCGUUGGACUUGGACCGAGUGAUGGACAAGAGAGAAGUUUUAGACUUGUGGGUUUUGAUCAAAGCGGCAGAUGCCAUAAGAUUCCUCCCGGGUGUGCCCGUCUUCGAAAAAUGGUUCAUUUGGCUCCGUCUCGGAGAAGAAAUGCUCUCUGCCGGCAAUCUCGUCUGGGUGGAAAAAUUUGUACGCAGUUUGGGCGUGGAAGUCAAGGCUGAAGAUCUAAACUCUGGGGCAAACAUGGUGAUUCCGGACAAUUUAGAUUUUGAAAAGCAAGCCCGUCCUUUGGGUCAGUUAGUGGCGAAGCUGCUCUUCCGACACGGCUGCGUCGAUGAGGCCAUGCAAGUUUAUAAAGACCUCCUCCUGCGAGACCCCGAGAGAGAGAACAUAAUAACUAAAGUUACGAAGGAAGACGAUGUUCCAAUCGUGACCACCGGUGUGCUGGAUUUGCUGUUGGAGAUUGGACGAAACUUGGGACCCCAUCCGGACCACUUGAACGAGUUAAUGGAGCAAAUGGGGUGGAAGAGUGGGGUUGGGGAGAAAGAUGUCAGAUCGCCGUUGGUACGACACUUGAACCGCAUUCUGGAGCAGCAUGGUGACCAUCCAGAGGCAUGGUUGGAGUUAGGAAAUGCUUUUUAUGACCAAGAAGUUUCCACCCGACGUACGAAUGGUUGUGCCGGACCGUCCCCAAAGCGAGCUUUAAACGCUUAUUCUAACUACUUACGUUUCAGUCCACGCGGUUUGGAGCUGAGCCCGGUGACUCGCGAUGGGCUUCUGGUCAAAACCAUUUGUCGCGUGAUUUCUCUCAUCAAGCUUGGUCUCGGAAUGGAGAGGGUAGAAACACUGCUCGAAUGUGAUCUUCGAGAAAUUCUCAAGCAUCCGCGGUGGCUAGAUUUUCUUCCGGCCAUUGUUCAAGUCCCCGUGUUAAGGGAAGCCAUGCUGGAUAAGUUUCCGGAAAAGACUGCCAUGUACUUGUGGGCGCAUGACUCGUCAAGAUCCGAGGGAGAAGCCAGCUUCGCGUCGAUGGGACGGAAAGGACUUUUCGACCUUUCCAGUUACGGCGUGGUCGACGUCAAUGAGGAGCCGUACUAUCCCCCUCUUCCACUUAUCAUGCACCCUCCCUGCUGCCCCGAUAAGCAGGCUGGGUACCCCGUUCGUCAAUACGUGACUCGAUCCCACCUUGGGAUAUCCACCCAUGUCGACACCCUGGCCAGGGAACUCCUCCGACUCGGCACCUCGGCCGAAGAGCUCUGGUCCAACGCGAUGCAAAGGAUCCUGAACGACUGGCAUCGACGGAUUAACAUGUUAAAGAAGGACAUGGUCCGGGACCCUGACCCCCGCAAGGUUACGGCCUACAUUGACCCGAUUGUAACCUAUUUGGAAGACAUGUGGCGCCAUAUCACCGACACGGCUUGCUCCCCCGCCCAGUCAGCCUUCGUGCUCAAGAACCACGUCAUCAUUUCGGGGCUGGUUGUCUCCCUGAGAAUCUGCACCAGUGUGGAUGGUCUGCUUCGGAGCUUCACCAAGUUGUUGGAACACUGUGACACCUUCCAGUCCAGCGUCCCGAUGAGGAGUCAGCUCGAUUAUCUUUCCCCAAAAUUGGCCGCCUUUCAGGAGUGGGGCACUCUUUCAACCGUAACUCUACUGGGAAUGCCUGGUUGCGUUCAUAUCGCGGGCAUUUACCCCGUCGUGUUCUCCCUGCCGACGAAAACACGGCCAAAGAAGGUCCGUUUCUUCGCCUCAAAUGGGAAAAGUUACGAGUAUCUUGUCAAAGGGAACGAGAACUUGAACGUGGAUUCCAGCAUGAUGCAGUUACUCACUUUGAGCCAGUCGUUCCUAAAAGAGCCCGUUUGGACGUAUGCAGUCACGCCGUUAGGAAACCGAGGCGGCUUGAUCCAAAUGGUUCAGCGCGCCACACCAGUCUUCCAACUGUACAAGCGGCAUUUGAACCGAACGAUGCCGGGAGAGCGGACUUCCGAGAUGUUCUGGAAGAAGAUGGCAUCCUACGGGGUGGUUGGACGGGAUCGCACAAACGUUGACGCCUUUACCCUGAAACAAGUCUACCACUCGUUGGCCAACUCGGCUCCAAAAGAUCUAAUCUCGAGAGAAAUGUUUUUCGGUGCGCCGAGUGCCAAGGGAUGGUUCAAGGCGGUCAAAGGCUUCACGCGAGACUCUGGAAUCUCCGCGUCCAUCGGGUAUCUCAUGGGGAUCGGGGAUCGCCACUUGGAUAAUAUUUUGGUCGACGUGGAAGACGGGAAGUUGGUGCAUGUUGAUUUUAGCUUAGUAUUUGGUCGAGGUGCCAAGCUCCGCGUGCCGGAAGUGGUGCCGUUCAGGAUGACACAAAAUUUUGAGACGGCCUUGCAAUACCCGGGAGUUGGGGGUGCGUUCUCCAACCGGGUAGAAAUGACGAUCUCUGCCUUUCAGGAAAACAAGGAGCUGGCAAAGUUUUGCGCAAGGAGCAUUGCCUUCGCGUCCCAGAUUGAGGAGGACUUUGUCAUCGAUCCCACCAAACUUCGCACGAUUGAAGUCAUCUCUGCCAUAAGCAUAUUUAAAAUGCGGUACAUACCGAUGAUCCAGAAUAUUAGGAGUUCUCGGACUGAAAUUGCCAAAGUGCUCCUUGAACUAAGCCAAGUACAGUACGCCAUAAAACAGCAGACCGAACUCGUCGCGUUGUACUCCAACUCGGUGGAGCAACUCACCGUGACGAUGGGGCACAUCAAAAAUGCCGAAUAUGACCCCGCUCUAUUAAAAGAACUGCACACUCGCAUCGUCCUCAUGGCCGCUCCGUCCAUGGAGUGUGUCCAAGAACAGGUCCUCUUCCGGUUGACGAGUCAAUGCAGAGAGUCUCCUCGUUCCGGGAACGUUGCAGGGGAUCCAGUCGUAUGGCUGAGUCGGGUCGGCGACCUCCUCACGCACGACCUCCAGACCACCGUGAAAAACAAAUUUGACGAAUCUACCCGGCUCAACGUCUCGAAAAGAGAACUACUCGAUAAGAAGGCAGCGUUGAAAAGAAGGCUAAACAAGAUGCGUCGUAUCGUCGCAAAUCUGGAUCCGCUCCUGGUCUUUGCUGCCGGUCAGUUGGGAGGAAACGGGGGUAGCAGUGGGUUUUGGGGACCGUUUAAAGCCCUCGUGGAGGACAAAUGGAUCGGAGACGUUGCCCAUAUCUGGCUCCACACCCACAUGGACGUCAUUCCCGUGGGGGAAGACUUACUCGUGGCGGUGGAAGUGGCUGAACUGACCCUAGUCGAAAUAUUCCUCUCCGUUGAAAACGUUCCCGUUGUAACGAUGGACGACUUGGUGGGUAUCGACGGGAACUUGGAGUAUAUCAAUAUGGCCCGUGUCGACUCUUUGAUCGGUUAUGUGGCCGACAAGGUGGAGGGUUUUAACGUGAAAAGCUCGGUCGAAGUUUUGGUCCGGGAUGCGAGCAAUGAUGUCAACCUGAGUAAAAUGUUUGAGGGAUGGACACCCUGGAUUUAGUCAAAUCUUCUCCCCCUAGUCGUCCUCACUUCAGGAAGAGUUACCAAACUUAUUUCACUCCACAAAACUCGAACAACGAACAAGAACAGAAAAUCUGCAAUCAAUACUUCUCUACAUUUUUGUCCAUUACAAAUAAUAUCUCAAAACACAAAACGAAUGGUGCCUAUCUUUUAUAUCUUAUCAUCAUCCCCCCAUAGUUUUUAUCACCUCGAAAGUAUUACUUUUACUACUACAAGAAAUCAACUAAAACUUUUUAAUUUUAUACACAAAUUUUAUCAGUCAUGAAAAAUGAAUGAAAUAUUUAUCCAGAAAACGAAAA
This is a messenger RNA of Folsomia candida, 7609 nucleotides long. RefSeq lists its product as uncharacterized. Gene Ontology annotation, biological process: phosphorylation; nuclear-transcribed mRNA catabolic process, nonsense-mediated decay. Gene Ontology annotation, cellular component: nucleus. Bases 379 to 7290 code for a protein of 2303 amino acids. The transcript has 23 exons. Gene Ontology annotation, molecular function: protein binding; protein serine/threonine kinase activity. The record is from RefSeq and is a predicted model, not a curated record. NCBI's taxonomy places the organism in Eukaryota, Metazoa, Arthropoda, Collembola, Entomobryomorpha, Isotomidae.